AUAUAUAUUACAUAUAUAUAUAUACCUCUAUAUAUAUAAAUAUCCUAUUCUUGAAUGUGGUUGUUAUGACUAUUCAUUCUCAACUGAAACUUGAACCUUGUCUGGCACGUCUUGGAAUUAUGCCUGAAGAUAAACCUUCUUUUAUAAAGGAAGUCUACGCCGUUGACGAUAUCGACAUACUACGAAAAUUACUUAUUGAAAAAGAAAGAGAACGACAAAGUGUAGCUAACGAUCUCGAUGUAGCUGCACGACUUGGUCUAGUCAUCUCAGAAACAAACGAAGCAAUUCAAAUCAAGUUGGCUCAUCUGGAACGAGAAAACCAAGAAUUACAAGAUGCUUUGGUCUAUUCACAUAACAACCAAUCUAUAAACGACAGUAACUUGCAUCACCAAGGGGAUUUAUUGGACGAUGAACGACAACAACUUACAGACGAGUUGAAUCAGGCACGCCAGGAACUGACGAAAUUUCGAAAUGAAAUGGAUGUACUUUCUGGACAACUUAAUGAUAUGGCCGCUGAAAUGAUAGACUCUAAGUCACGGGUUAGUCUCUAUGCGAAACGACUUGCUGAAGUUGAACACAAACUUACUACAACUCGAGAAAUGAACACCAAUCUUCAAUCAUUAUUGGAAAAAGCUCUCACCUCUCAAAAACAAUCAAGCUCUACUACUUCACACUUGGUUAAAAAUAUACAGGCCGAUCUAUUAAAAGUGAUUACGGAAAAUGAUCAAUUACGGGCUCGUAUAGCUGAACUGGAACAUCAACAACAAGAAUGUGAAGAACGUCUUUCAACUAUGGUGGCCCAAGCUCAAGAGUAUGCUUCUUUAUUGGAACAAGCUCAAAAUACGAUCCACAAUCUUAGUGAACCCAGGUUAGAUGAUGAUGAUCUCCUUGAAAACGAUUUAUAUAGCACCUCCUUAUCAUCUUCCAAUUGGGAAGGUACUCAAAUCUCAGGUAGUAAAGAAACCGAAGUGACAAAGGGUGCCGUUUUUUCUGUUGAAUUUAGACAAGAAAUGCAAAAGGAAAUAGAACGGAAUCUAAGUAUACGGAAUGAAAUUCGACAUCGGAUCAUCACUGUAGAUAAUCCAAAUGUAGCAACCGAAAAGAAGAAGAAGAAAACAGCUCAAGAAGGAUUAAAGUCGUUAUUGGCAGAUCGUGAUCAUGGAUUACUCACCGCAAGCACAUCUAGCAGUACAGCCAACUCCUCUUCAGCUACAACAAAUAUGUCAAAAUCAUUCAAGCUUAAAGAUGACUAUGGAAUAUCACAACAGACUGGCAACACAUCAUCUCCUCCACCACAUGUAGCACCAACUAUGAAUACCUUACGACCUGCUAACUUCCUGACUGGUUUCAGUGGAUUUGGCAAUGAUAACAGUAAUAAUAUUGGCUUGAACGGUAUCAAGGGCAACAAUCAUUUUAUGACAAGAGGACGAUUUACUUCAUCACCUUCUUCUAUUGUCCACAAACCCCGCUAUUACGACCAUAACAACAAUCAACCAAGUUGGACACAAGAACAAUUCAAGUCAAACUAUUCUCUCGACAAAUCUGUUCAAAAACAACGUAUCUCGCGUCCUAAACAUUAUAUUGAAAAGUCAGAUCGUCAUCAGACACAACAACGAAAUUCUCGUUUUCUAUCGUCUUCUCCUACUACCUCAAUCACAAGUUCCUCGUCGUAUCCAAACGCUACUCCCCCAACAAGAUGUACACCUUCACCAACAGAAAAACCGACUAUCAAACCUGAUCACUCUGAGUCAGCAACGCUAACCCAAACAACCAGUGUCACAGCAUCGCCUGAAGAAUUUGUCUUGUUACUUAUUUCAACUUACAAGCAUUCCGAUCAAUUUAUUGUUUUAAAGGAUAGUGGUGUCACUCCUUAUUUAUUUCAACCUUUGGCCGACAGUCUUGCUCUUUGUAAUAGUGACCCCUUCUCUUGGAUCCAGUCUGUAUUGGUGGCUUUGGGUAGUUACUUCACAACACAUCGAAAAACGAACCGUGAGUUGACUCCAAAAUUUCAAAGGUUAUUGGUUCAAGCGAUAUGCCGUGGAUUGGAAAUAUAUCUUGAAAAUACUGCAACUCUACAACACUCUGGAAAACAACAAAUUGAAGAACCGGAUUUGAUUGUCGAUGAUGAUGAUGAUGUAACCAACUUUACAACAAGUAAUCAACAACAAGCAACUCCAAUCAAGCUUUCAAAGACCAGUACGACAACUGACAACAAUAUUGAUUUCUUUUUUGAUGAUUUCAACAACAACAACAAUGAUGAUGAUGGUGAUAACUGUAGUGAUACCGACAAUGUCAAAAGUGCAACAAAUAUUCCACCUGAUACCUCAAAGAUGACUUAUUAUUCCUUGACUAAGGAACACCAAACGUCCAUUAUCAACAUGAUUGACACCAUCGACGCUAUAUCUAUUAUAUAUUAUGCAAUUGACACCUUCAAGUUGAUACCUCUUCUUAUGUCUGGUGGCGAAUAUGAAGACAAAGGCACUACUUUGUGUCGACUGUUAUUACGACAAGGAUAUUACAAUGAAGCUAUUUCUUGUAUUCUCAAAUUACAUCAACAAGGAAAUUUUCCAAUUGCUCAGUUUGCAGGAUACAUGUUCAACGUUGGUCAAGGUGGUCUUCUUCCUGUUUAUGCUAAAGACAAGCCUACUAUUCAAUAUAGUCUGCUAUCCUAUAUCAAUAUUCAGUUACGAUACAAUUUUGCUGGUAUUUUAGGUGUGGUCAAUCCAGAGACACUCAAGGACGUUGAAAAGGACACUACGAUUUUACCACCAUUACAACGGAUGAGGGAAAGGCGAUUUCAAAAGGAACUCUUGACUUGUGGUUUGAAACUAGUGGAACAAUUGGGCAUUCCCGAAGAUAAAUACUACUUUAUCUGGCUAUCACAACAGUAUGCGUCAUUGAGAUGGGUUAUCUCAGCUCGAUCUGCUCAGCAAGCAAUGGAAAACAAUUAUACGAUUGAAGCAAGUUCAAACUACAACGGAUUAGUAGAAUUAGUGGUGGAAGGAAGCGACGCUUUAGGCAAACUGGCAAUUAAGGAACUGGUAGAUCUAGGUGAUGCUAUUGGAGCACAGUAUUUCGCUAUUCACUUGCAACAAAUAACUUUUUUUGAAUUCUAUCAAUCGUUACAACCAUCUGAACGUAUGCUUGGUGUGAUCAAAGGCGAACAAAUAUCUCAUAGCUUGUCUACCUAUCACAACAAAAAGUCACGCAUCAAUACAAAUACUGAUUUGAUCUAUACUCUUCCAAAUUCUGUGGAAUGUAUUAUUGUGGAUGAUGAACCAGGUGUCAUCGCAAUGAAGCAUGAUUUGGUAAAUAGCAAAGUCUGUGGUCUGGAUUCUGAAUGGGUACCUACAAUUGCAAAAUCUGGAAAAGUACAAACAGCGUUGAUUCAAAUUGCCACCGAUAACAAUACUGUAUAUCUUUUGGAUCUGAAAACGUUACUCAAGCCAUCCAAUGUUUAUUUACUCAGCUUGACGGAAAGUAUUCUUCGUCAAGUAUUCGAAUCCAAAACCUGUUUGAAAUUAGCCUAUGAAUUUGGUGGAGAUCUUAGUUUAUUGGGAUCUUGUAUGCCAGGGGUCAAGAGUUGGCAUAUAUCCAAUUUUAAAGAUAUGAACAAAAUUCGACAUUUCAACAACAACAAAUUGGGACAGCCGAUCACAGGUGGUUUGGCUGGUGUGGUAACUCAUUUCUUGGGUGUUUCCAUGAACAAAAAGCAACAACUUAGUAACUGGGAAAAAAGACCAUUGACAAUAGAACAAAUCCAUUAUGCUGCCUGUGAUGCGUAUUGUUUGUUGGAAAUCUAUCAAACACUUACAAAUCUAGGUCAUCCUUUUACCAUUGAUACCCCUGUUGUCAAGACUCUCAUACCCACAAUGAAUGCAUCUUCUUCGUUUGUCAAGCCUACUUUGCCAUCCUGCUCAUCUUCCCCUUCAUCUUCACAUCCCCCUUCAGAUGAAAAUGGGCGUGCUGGAAACCCCAUCCAUUUUAUUACUUAGUUUUGGAUCUCUUUUAGGUUACUUAUCUCCACCUCCUCCAUAUUUGUAUAUUUGUUUGUUUUUUAUUUGAUUUUGUUAUUGCUGAU
Messenger RNA from Halteromyces radiatus, 4081 nucleotides. RefSeq lists its product as uncharacterized. Gene Ontology annotation, biological process: nucleobase-containing compound metabolic process. Gene Ontology annotation, molecular function: nucleic acid binding; 3'-5' exonuclease activity. The record is from RefSeq and is a predicted model, not a curated record. The transcript is spliced from 14 exons. Bases 66 to 3995 code for a protein of 1309 amino acids. Lineage: Eukaryota; Fungi; Mucoromycota; Mucoromycetes; Mucorales; Cunninghamellaceae.